Molecule: messenger RNA, 159 nt
Organism: Plenodomus lingam JN3
Lineage: Eukaryota; Fungi; Ascomycota; Dothideomycetes; Pleosporales; Leptosphaeriaceae
Source: RefSeq, a predicted model, not a curated record
AUGUACCCCACACAGCAGCCUGCCCUGUGGAAUGGUCCGCUCUUCGCUGUACAACGAGUGCGCCAAACCGACACUGAUGAACUACCGCAACCACGAUCUAUCUGCACGUUCCCUCGGACCGACUCGAGCACAUCCUCCAGCGGCUCCACAGAACGAUGA